Messenger RNA from Paramecium octaurelia, 1131 nucleotides. Lineage: Eukaryota; Ciliophora; Oligohymenophorea; Peniculida; Parameciidae. The record is from the annotation of a GenBank genome assembly.
AUGAAUAUUUUAGUUAAAUAUAAAGAAUACGAAAAAACACUUGAAAAUAUUACAAAAUAUAAGGAUUUAAGAAAUUAAAUUCAAUAAUCUUUCAAAUUUGCAUAUAAAAAUAGCUUCACUUUGUAUUUUUUUGAUGAAGAAAAAAAUAAAACUACAAUUUCAAACUAAUUAGAUUUCGAGAUUAUUAAGGUAAUCCUUUCAAAUUAUAAUUAGAGUACAGAGAACAUUGUAAUUAUUGUAAAAGAUAAUGAUGAUCAAUUAAUAUAAAUAGAUGAUUUCAUUUAAAAAAUUGAAUAAAAAGACAAGGAGACAGUUAAAAAUUUUAAAAAUUUAUGCAACAAUCCUGAAGCAAAUAUCAAUUCCAAGAAUCGAAAAUUCGUAAAAAGAUAAUAAAUAGAGAAAAAAAAGUAAAUAAGUUAAACAGCUAAUAAUGAAUAAGAAAUGUUUGAAAAAUCACAAGAAAUAAGAAUUAAGAAUUUGAAUUUCAAGAUUAAUGAACUUCAAUAAGAAAUAAUUAAAAUCGAGCAAGAUGAUACAGAAAAAUAAUUAAACGAGAAACUAUUAGAUUUAUAAAAACAAAAAAUCUAUAUAUUCCCUCUUUCUUAAGAAAUACUUGAACUACCAAUUAUUUAAUAAAUUGAAUAAGCAGAAAAUAAUCUUAUAUAUCUCAAUAAAGCUGAAAGAAAAGAAUUGAAAAAAAAUCAAAAUAAUUUAGUUCAUUAAAUUUAGAAUCUUCUUUCAAGUAGAAAAUCAAAAUAAUUUAGUUUGAUAAACUAAAAUGAUGAGCUUGUUAAAAAAGAAGAAAGUCUUUAGAAAUAAAUUAUUAAGGUCUAGAAAAAAAAUCAAAAUUAGUUAGAAAAAUAUAAAAAGUUAAUAAGUUAAAAUCAAUAAUUGCUCAAGGAAUGUGAAAAUAAAUAAUUAAGUAAAAAAAAGACUAAUAUCGCAAACAAAGAGUAAUUAGAAAAGUAGUUGGAUGAAUAAAUGAAGUAAGAAUUAAAAGCAAGAAAAUAAAAAGGAAUCUAAAAUGAAAAAUUGAAGGAAAAACUAAUUAAUUUAGAAGAUACAAACAAUGAAUUUGAAAAUGAAAAUCAGAGUAUUGACUUUGAUAAUUCUUUUUUUGAAAUUGAUUGA